Microbotryum saponariae is the source of this 1176-nucleotide messenger RNA. The record is from the annotation of a GenBank genome assembly. NCBI's taxonomy places the organism in Eukaryota, Fungi, Basidiomycota, Microbotryomycetes, Microbotryales, Microbotryaceae.
AUGUCCCCGAUUCCGCAGCCAUCGCCCAGCCACGAUCUGCCCAAGUUCCAUCUCCAGAUCCUCGAUCUUUCACAUCCCGGUGAGUUGUUGUAGCCGCGUUCGGAUCCGAGCGGCACCCGCCACAUGUGGGGGUGGGAACGGCGCGCGGGGCAGACCGGGUCGAAUCGAGUGGCACCAGCUGAUCGGGAAUUGUUCCGUCUGGUCUGGUUUGGCCAGGGACGGAAAAGUUUUUUUCACACUGUGGAACACCCCUCAAGCUCCUCGAAUCGUCCGCAUCCGCGGUGCUGAGGUGGUUGUAUCCUUUAAGCGCGAGGUCCUUUAAAACACCUACCUCUGCUACGUCCUUGGCCGAACAAGAAACCGCCGACAAUCAAGUGCCAGAAGCGCACCCUCCGUCCAUCAGAUCGGUCACCCUCCACGUCAGAUCCGUUGACGGUGUCGCGUACACCCAAUCGAUCCCUCUCGAUUCCGAGCACAGGGAGGUACACUUCUCGGCGGACUACGUGCACGGCAUCGACUCGGCCAGGAUAGGCAACGAAAUCAGAGGGGUCAUCGUCCACGAGCUGGUUCAUGUGUUCCAGUACGAUGGUAAGGUAAGUUCCAACUCCACUUGAAAAGCGAACACAAAAGCCCAAGACGGACACUGACGCCUUGUGACGGGUUGGGUUGGGGGGGGGGGGGGUCAGGGCACUAUGCCUGGAGGCUGCAUCGAAGGAAUUGCCGAUUGGGUCCGAGUGAGUGUGAUUUUGAGCUCACUGGCUUGGCGUGAUGUCAUGUCAUCGACGAGUUUGUUUUUUCCGCUUGGAUAGGCCAAGGAGCAGCUCGAUCCUCCCCAUUGGAGAAGAGGCGAAGGCACACAGUGGGAUGAAGGAUACCAGGCAAGUGCCUCUAAUGCAGCUUUGGCGCUACUGGACCACUGAUGUGCAACGAAUUCGCGUCCAGACGACCGCCUACUUUUUCCUGUGGCUUGAAAAGCGAUUUGACAAUCCGUGGUUCGUGCCGCAGCUCAACGCGCUGAUGGCCGAGCACGAGUGGGACAAUGGCAAGUGGCUGCGAGAGCUGCUUCAAGGCCAAGACAUUGAGGACCUCUGGGCCAAGUACAAGCGGUCACUCGGAGACACAGAUCGCCAAAGUGACUCGACUGCAUCGAAGCCAGUCCCGACACACGGCUGUUAA